Molecule: messenger RNA, 728 nt
Organism: Abrus precatorius (Indian licorice)
Lineage: Eukaryota; Viridiplantae; Streptophyta; Magnoliopsida; Fabales; Fabaceae
Product: putative ankyrin repeat protein RP714
Exons: 6
Coding region: 63-533 (156 amino acids)
Molecular function (GO): protein binding
Source: RefSeq, a predicted model, not a curated record
UAUUUUGUUUGUUUGUUUGGGAUCGCUCUAACUGAGCAGCGAGGCGAGUGUAACAAUUGCAAAUGGGUGCGGCGGAGAACACCACACGAACAGGUCCUCCCCCAACGACACCGGAUGACAUCGAACUCCUGCUAGGGUCUGCAAGAUUUGGUGUCCUAGAUGAUGUUAAGAGCUUAGCAGGUAUUGGUGUUUGUCUUGAUUCCAAGGAUGAACAAGGAAGAACAGCUCUUCAUAUGGCUGCAGCUAAUGGAUAUAUUGAUAUUGUGGAGUAUUUAAUCAGUAAAGGAGUGGAUCUUAAUCCACAAAAUGAGGAGAAAAAUACACCUCUUCAUUGGGCGUGUCUCAAUGGGCAUGUUGAGGUUGUGAAGAAAUUAAUCACGAGCGGAGCUAAUGUUAGUGCUUUAAACAGUCAUGAGAGGACUCCAAUGGAUGAAGCUUUGAGUGGUGGAAAGCGAGAAGUGAUUGAUGCAAUUAAUGAAGCAGUGGCACUAGUUGAACUUCGUGGCGCUAUGGUUUCUGCACCGGAAACUUGAAGUUUAUGCUUCUCUAAGCACCCUGUACUGUAAUAUGAGAGAAUUUGGUGAUGGUUAUACAUAUUUUCCUAUAAUGGUGCUUUGUUAGUGAACAGGAUUAGGAGCUAUGGUUUCCGUACAGGAAACUUGAUGUCUAUACUUCUCUAAGCACCCUGUAAUAGUUUGAUGAUGGUAAUACUUGUUUUCCUAUAAUGU